GUCUCCCUGAGGAACCUGCUGGGAUAGAAUGGCCAGGACUGCGGGAAGGUUGAGGAGCCAGGGGCGUCUAGGAUGGUGCUCCCAGUUCAGUGUUGAAUCUGGGGCUCUGUCUGGCUUGGACUCUUCCUUGCUAACUGGGGAUUGGGCAGGGAGCUUGCUCCCUGAUUCCUUGGUGUCCCAGAAGAAGAGAUGUCCUCGUCUCACUGUCUACCUGGGGAAGCGGGACUUUGUGGACCACAUUGACCUCGUGGACCCUGUGGAUGGCGUGGUCCUGGUGGAUCCUGAAUAUCUCAAGGAAAGGCGAGGCCCCUCCUCAGUGCCCCUGCUCCUCACAGUCUACGUGACGCUGACCUGUGCCUUCCGGUAUGGCCGGGAAGACCUGGAUGUCUUGGGUUUGACUUUUCGCAAGGACCUGUUUGUGGCCAACGUGCAGUCCUUCCCACCGGCCCCCGAGGACAAGAAGCCACUGACACGGCUGCAGGAGCGGCUCAUCAAGAAACUGGGCGAGCAUGCCUACCCCUUCACCUUCGAGAUCCCUCCAAAUCUUCCAUGCUCAGUGACAUUGCAGCCAGGGCCUGAGGACACAGGAAAGGCCUGUGGUGUGGACUACGAAGUCAAAGCCUUCUGUGCCGAGAACCUGGAGGAGAAGAUCCACAAAAGAAAUUCAGUGCGGCUAGUCAUCCGGAAGGUUCAGUAUGCCCCAGAGAGGCCUGGCCCUCAGCCCACAGCCGAGACCACCAGGCAGUUCCUUAUGUCAGACAAGCCCCUGCACCUCGAGGCAUCUCUGGAUAAGGAGAUCUAUUACCAUGGAGAGCCCAUCAGCGUUAAUGUCCACGUCACCAACAACACCAACAAGACUGUGAAGAAGAUCAAAAUCUCGGUACGUCAGUAUGCCGACAUCUGUCUCUUCAACACAGCUCAGUACAAAUGUCCCGUGGCCAUGGAGGAGGCUGAUGACACGGUGGCUCCCAGUUCGACGUUCUGCAAGGUCUACACACUGACUCCCUUUCUGGCCAACAACCGAGAGAAGCGGGGCCUGGCCCUGGAUGGGAAGCUCAAACAUGAAGACACAAAUUUGGCUUCCAGCACUCUGCUGAGGGAAGGUGCCAACCGUGAGAUCCUGGGCAUCAUCGUUUCCUACAAAGUGAAAGUGAAGCUGGUGGUGUCUCGGGGCGGCCUGUUGGGAGACCUUGCAUCCAGUGAUGUGGCCGUGGAGCUGCCUUUUACCUUAAUGCACCCCAAGCCUAAAGAGGAGCCCCCACAUCGGGAAGUUCCAGAGAGCGAGACUCCAGUAGACACCAAUCUCAUAGAGCUUGACACCAAUGAUGACGACAUUGUAUUUGAGGACUUUGCCCGCCAGAGGCUGAAAGGCAUGAAGGAUGACAAGGACGAAGAGGAGGACGGCACUGGCUCCCCACACCUCAACAACAGAUAGACUGGGGCCAGCCCUCGCCCUGGCAGCUCCAGGUCCACGUUUGCACUCGGAUGCUUUCUCGUCUCCUCCCCGUUCUGGUUCCCCCUUCCCUCUUGUUCUUCCAGUUUCUACCAAGGGGCCCCAGUGGUCUUCCGAGUCUCGGCGAUGAGCCUCUGGCCUCAGGACUGGCCUCCUGUCACCAUGCCAGCAGGACCACAGCAUACAUCCUUCUCAGCCAUCUCUCUGCGAUCACCUGUCCACCCCCGUUUCCUGCUCCUUCCCAAAAAGGCCACACCACCUGGCCUUGGGAUUUGGCUUGAGUUGGGGAGCAGAAAGGGGAGGGUGUGUGGCCAGAAGGCCAAAGCGAUGGCGGGUAUGAAGAUGUGGAGACGUUGGGAAAGACGGAUUAAGACACACAGGAAGAUGCCUACCAUCCCAGGAGGUGACAGUUUUGGCAGCUAAAAGAUGAGUGUAUUGCAGGCUGGAGAGGACAAGACUGUGAAUGGAUUCUCAAUGCUUUUUUUGUGGUCUAGGCCCACCAGAGACUCCUUCCCCUCCAUCCUCAUUCUUGGUCCAUGUCCCAGUGUCUCAUGAGGGAGGCACACAGACUCCAGGCGUGAAGAGCAACGGUCUGACUUUCUAGCCAGUAGACGCCUAGAUUGAGGCAGGCUACAGAUGCACCCACACAUCUGUCACAGUACUGAGAGGAUGAGUCACCUUAGCUUUGUUGCAUUGUGUGUGGGGGCACAGAGCGGGGACGCGGGUCUCUAACAAACACCAGCCCCUAGCAGUGAGCCGAAGCCACUGAGAAGGUUGUCUGAAGGGGUUAAGAGAUGGGGCAGGGCAGCGGAUGAGCUUACAUCCUCCUUUCCCAUAGUGGCUAGUCCUGCAGGAGGCAAGGAUGGAGGGCCACAGGCAGCUGAAACCACCAGUAUCUUCCAGCUUCCUCCAGCGUGCCUGAAACGACCAUUUCUACUGCUAAGGGAGCCUAUCCCAGAAGGUGGCACCCAUCCAGAUGCACUCCCCUGUAGGAGAGUGUCUCCUCUCCUGGAGGAGUUGAUCUCAUUGAUGGGUACCCAGUAUCCAUCAGUUGGUGUUGGUGUGCUUGACGGGGGUAUCUCCUAGGGUAAUAGGGCAACAGGUGGUAAAACAGUACUCAAAGGUAUACUUGUUUGGUCUUUGAUGCUAACUUGUUGUGUGACCUCGGGCCAGUUCCCUCCCCCACUUUGGGCCUCAGUUUCUUCAGUUGGAAAGCCAGGAGGCAGACCAGAUGAUCCCAAGAGUUUCCAGCUCUGGUUUCUGUAAAUUUGUGGCUUUCUGAGCUCCUAGUCUACCAGGUGGGGCUGAGGCUGCCAACUGCCCCAUCUGCCUUUAGAGGAGAUUUAUGGGACCUCAGAGGACUCAGGGCUGGGCAGAGCACCGGGUGCACCUUCCUGACUAGGAAGGGCCAUCCUAGGACCCUAGUUGGCUUGUCUGAUGUCAAGUUGUGGUCACAGCCUCUGUGGAUCUCUCUGUCCCAGGGCUUAUAUUUGCUGAGGCUUGCAUGAGAAGUGUGUGGACAACCUUGGGUUUAUCAAAUAUAUUGAUUAGCAGGCAAGAGGAUCUCAUCUCAAUUUCUGUUCUCUUUUCUCAGUUCUAUACUUGCCUGAGAAGGGAGACCACGACUUUUGUUUGCUUCUGAGGCAGAAUAUCAUGUAGCUCCGGCUAGCUAUGAACCUACUAUGUAGCUGAGAAUGAUCUUGAAUUCUUGAUCCUCUUUUUCUCAAGUGUUAGGAUUAUAGGCAUGUCCCACUACCACUGGCUUCGCACUUUAUUUUGCAGAUCGGAUCCCAGCCGUUUUCAGUCCAACAUGUCCAGUAAUUGUAAUAGUUUCUCAUGGUGAAACGAUCCAGACUCACUGGCCCUGCACCUUUUAUGUCUCAUAAACGGUCAACUCAAGACACCUCUUUGCAGGUUAGAAGAGCCAGUUUGGGACAGUCGUAGUCCCUGACCAGCCCUGGGAUCAUAACUGCAGACUCUCCUGGCAUCCAGGCCCUGCCAGAGCUAGCUGGGUACUUUUGCACCUAUAGAGUUGAUAAAAAUCUUGAAGCAUUUAAGGCAAGCAUGUGCCUUCCGCUGGCUUCCACUAAAACCUUUGGAGCGGAUACAAGGCUGUUUAGCAUUUGGGCUAACCCCUCCCUGGCAAACCUCCCUCCCAUCCUUAGCUUGUACAGCCAAGGGUCUCUCAGGCAGAUUUCUUGAACUUCCUGCACCUCGGCAUCCCCACUCACCCUUCGGUUUACCCCACAGAUCAGCUGAAAUUCCUCCAGCUGCAGGGACGUCUCAGAGCUCUCUCUGUUUUGAGCUAGGACAGUCAAGGUGGUUUCCAGCCAAACGAUCCUUUGUUGACAGCUUUGUUCUUUUAUGCUGGGUGCUGUGGACACUGAGGUGGAUUUCCCCCUAGAAUCCCUGUCUGUAGAAAGCUGCUGGCGGCGGGGGGGGGGGGGGAGUGAGAGGCAGUACUGAUGGUGCUGGCUACAGCUAGUCCACGCAGUGGCCCUUCCAGGUGGAGUCAAUUACACCGUGGGAGUCUGGAAUUAGGUGCCACUUGCCUCUGCUUCACCGUAGUGUGCUGUCAUCCCGGGUGAGGUAUUUGGGCUAGCGUGUCUCUUUGGCCUCUUCAGUAAGAGGCUUAGAUCCCUUGUCUAGGCCUCUGCUGCAGACACCAGGCCUAGCCCCCAUCUCAUGACAUGGCCCAGUAUUUCUCUGUAGGGCCCUUCUCUGUCAUGGAGUGUUCCUGGCCAGGAAGAUACUUGGGAGUGAAACUGGAGGCGAAGGAGCCUCCUGAGGUUCCAGGCAUUCUCCGAUGGUGUUGGCCUUUCCUGUGCUGAGGGUCUGGGACUUGUGCCACCAAACAGCCCACACUGGGACUUUCCAGUAGACCAAAAGGCAUACGUUGAUGCCAGUCUGGGCAGGAAGAGCAUGCUUUGGGAAAAGCUUGUCAAUAGAGGGUGACCAGACUUGCCCAGUAUCCCAGCCAAAAGAAGAGUUCAGUUCCAGAAAGAUGAUGGAGUUGCUUGGCUGGACCCUGCGGCCAUUUCAGCUUUGAAGCCCAGAUGACUCCCGCUGGAUGGUGGCUCACAACCUGAUUCCCACCUGGUGCGGUGAAAGGGAGGUACCAUGUCCUGAAUGUGCCCAAGGCCACCUCUCAGUCCCUGCUAACUGGAACAAUAGCCUUUGUCUGCUUGCUUUGUGGGAUUGCUAUGAGGCUGAGAGGAGAGCCAGGAGCCAGCACCCUGUAGGCUGCAACCUGCUACACAGAGGUGGCCCUGUCACUGCAGGGAUGAGACUUGAGGUCACACAGGAAGCUUGCCAUAGAAUGAGCCCUCUGUUUGCCAGUCUCUGUCUUUUGUCCUGAUUUUCCUGGUUUAGAUAUCAGCCACAAUGACAAUUAGCUGUUGUGGCCUAGGUGACCACACUGGGGAGAAUGUAGGUGCUAUUGUCCAAGGAUGGGCCCCAGCAACCAGGACACAGAAGAAAUACAUGUUGUCAGUGAUAGGGGGACAGGGAGGAGCAUCCUGGACUUUUCUGGGCAGAGAUUCACCCACCUCCUAGAGCCUGCAGAAGUCAAGAAACCUGGACUCUGACCAUAGAUCAGGUUGCUGAACCCAACCUUGUGCCACCCAAGAAAUCCAAGGGUGAGAGGAAAUAGACGUUGCCUCUUCUAAGUACAAGAUUCUGUCCAGGACCUACAGAACCACCACAGCUCCUUGGAGACCUUUGGGAAUGCCCAGUCCUCUUGCUCUGUGAGCUGAACCCUGGCUGAUCCAUUCACAGGAGCUGCCGCACCCCAGAGGUAGCUCUCCCUCACCAAUGACUAAAGUCUGUGUAUGUGGCUUCCAUCCACCAGAGAGGGGCUAGGCUCCAACCUUGAACUCCCAGGACCCAGGCAGGUGCCUGCUCUGAUAUUUACUCUUUUUAAAGUUAAGGACCAAAUGAGACUCCUCUGAUUUUUAUCCACACAGCCUGUCUUGGGCCUGAUCCGGGCAGCUCUCUAAAUCCUGUCCUCCCUCCUGGCCUGAAGCAGCCUCCUGGUGGGGACAGAUCCACACCUCUGCCAUCCCCAUGCACACUGGCUUCACACGGAGGCCCGUGGGAGGGGAAGCACCCCCUCCCUCAGCCAUUACCAACCUAUCAUCCCCCAAAAGGGAAAUCACAGUCAAAGCACAGGUCCCUGGGACCCACCGUCUGCCCCAGGUACCGUGGAGGUGUUCCACACAGCCUCGCUGGGGCUGCUGCCAGGGGAAGUUGGGGAAGGGGCGAAAGGCCAGGUCUCCGGCCUUUUCCUCAUUCCUGCUUCCUCCAGAAUAACUCUGCACUUAACUCUCUUGUCUUUCAAGGUUUCACUUUUAAACUCUGCUUUGAAGAAAAGCUUCAAACCACCAUUCUGAGGUUUGAUCUUAGACCAGCAAGCACAGGCUCUCCUCUUGCUUUUUGUGUGUUGGGGUGACUCCCGCGUGCUGAUGCAAAGAUGCUUUGUGUUGGAGCACAGGUCACCAGGUCCUAGCAUUUGAACACACAUACGCUUGUUUUCUAAUUGAGCCAUGCCAAAGCUUGGGGACGAGUUGGAUGUGGGCUGGAAGGGAUGCUCAAUGAAGGGAGAACUUGGCCCUGAUAUUGACACAUGCUGCAUGGGGACCGCGGAGUCUCCACUCGGGACUCAUUCUCAGGCAAGGCCCGUGGCCCAACAGAAGGAGCAGGGUGAUGGGAGGAAAAGCUAGGGUUGGUCUCUAUACAUAGCCAAGGGGUGGGAAUCCAGGCUCACAUAAGAGCUAUACCAGAGAGGGCAUUUGUAAGGCUGGAUUCUCCAGAGAUGUUUUAGGUAUGUCUUCCUUGAGUGAAUCUCCUAGGAUUCCACUUCCACACCCGUGAAUGUCCAUGUGCACAACAGGAGGCUUUUGCGCCCCAGAGGCUGAUUCCCCUCCUGUAGUCCAUCAGCUUCCUUCCGUGCACACUCACGGGAAUUCAUCUGCACCACAGCUCACUGCUGAAACUUGGGCUAGCCUUCGGCACAGUCCUGCCUGGACCUCCUGGCAUUCUAGGUGAGGAUAUGAAGCUCAGGGCACUGCUAAUCACAUGGCCUAGGAGAAAGAUGUUUAUGUUCAGUCCAAGCGUGACUUAGGAGACCCCACUGACCUCAGGUUCCCUACGUGUAAAGGGCUAGUACCAGGCUCUGCCCACCUCACGGGGACGACCGGAAGGGAUCUAAGUGGGCAGGAAAGAGGUCCUACGAGGGGCAGCCUGUGUGAGGGAAUAGGGUCUUGCCUGGGCUGCCGACCUACAGAGCCCACAGCAGAAGAAAAAUACGAGAUAAUCUGUCUUCCCUGGGUGUCUCCACUCGGUGUUGGGUCCAGACGCCACUGCUGCCGGGCUGCCUCUUCCGAGGGGUGGAAACUGCUGUGUGUCCUGUGUGUGGUGGGGAGGGGUGGCUGGGGCAGCCUCAGGUCUGCGACCCUCUGUGACGUGAUGGUUUUUGGCACAUUCAUUCCUGGACCACAUCCAGGUCAACCUGUCGUUUCCAUGGCUGCCCUUGUUCUGUGACGUCAUUAUAGUUUAUUCUGCUCCAACAGGAUGGACGAGCAGAAGAACCUCGAACGAGAGGCCAUUAAAGGCCUUUUGUGACAGACGA
Molecule: messenger RNA, 7082 nt
Organism: Myodes glareolus (Bank vole)
Lineage: Eukaryota; Metazoa; Chordata; Mammalia; Rodentia; Cricetidae
Source: RefSeq, a predicted model, not a curated record